Molecule: messenger RNA, 3541 nt
Organism: Esox lucius (northern pike)
Lineage: Eukaryota; Metazoa; Chordata; Actinopteri; Esociformes; Esocidae
Gene: basp1
Product: brain abundant, membrane attached signal protein 1
Exons: 2
Coding region: 260-913 (217 amino acids)
Source: RefSeq, a predicted model, not a curated record
CCAGUUGAGCGCCAGAAUGGAGUGAACCGUGUCUGUGCGUAUGUGUGUACGGGUGUUUGUGUGCGCGUGUGUGCAUACGCGCGUCAGUGUGUGUACGUGCGCGCGGCGCCAGAGAAAUGCAGAGCGAGCCACGCAGAACACUACCGUAAUAGGCACAAGCUAGGCUACCACGCGCACAGGCAAAGCUACAAAAAAUACACCAGCCACUUACAGCAAGGAAAGCUUUGUAACUUGACCGCUAACGAGACCAGAGGCUAAGAUGGGAGGCAAGCUCAGCAAAAAGAAGAAGGGAUACAAUGUAAAUGACGAGAAGGCUAAAGACCAGGACGCAAAAGCAGAGGGUGCGUCAGCCGGGGAAGGCCAAGCCCAGAAUGACAAAAAGGACGAGGCCCCAGCUGGUGCCGAGGUAGCCAAUGACACAGCCUCGAAGGAGGCGCCUGCCGCCGAAGCCGCCACGACCAAGGAGGAAGAGAAGACCGCCUCCUCGGCUGCCAAGGAGCCGGAAAAACCUGCCGCUAAUGCCGAGCCCAAAGCGGAGGCGCCCAAGGCCGCGGAAGCUGAGGAGAAACCAGCUGCCCUCGCGAAAGAGCCGGCCCCUGCAGCCGCGGAAGCCACCCCAGCCCCGGACGUCAAGGCUCAGGCGCCCGCGCCACCCGCGGCCCAGGCCGACAGCAAAGGGGAGGUCGACGCCAAAAAGACUGAGGCCCCCGCGACCUCAGCAGCUAAAACCGAGGCGACACCCGCCGCUGGGACCAAGCCCACGGAAGCCCCAGGACCAGGCCCGGAUGCGAAGGACGCCGCGGCCCCGUGUUCGACGGCUGCACCGGUGGCAGCCAACCAGCCGGCCGCCCCGGCCAAGGAGGCCAACGCCACAGUUCUGAGCCAGGAUCAAACCGUAGCAGUUCAAGAUUAAUGGACAGCUUCUUUUAAGAAAAUACCUAAAACAACAACAAUGAAGUAAAAAUGAAAUAGCCCACCCGUAUGAAUAUAAUAAUAAUAAUUGUAAUGAUGAUGACGAUGAUGAUGAUGAUGAUGAUGAUGAUGAUGUGUUAGAGGAGAAUUGUGACAACCACCUUGUGAAGGAUGAUGCUGCUGCCAAUGUUUAUUAUUAUUACCACUAUUGUUAUUAUUCUGGUUAUUCUAUUUUUUUCUGCUGUAGUAUUUGAACUUUGAUACAAGUCUGUGUCAACCAUAUGCCCCUCCAUUCCACGCCAUCCUCCAUCAUACCAUCCGUUACUGGGAUUCAGCAUUCCCCGCCCCCAUCUCGCCCACAGUACUCUCAGAGACCACAGUGGUUCGGGGACCAUACAUUCCCCUGGACAGUCUGUGCUGCGAAUGUCAGAAAACCCAGUGGAAAAACGGGGGGGUUGAAUCUAUUUACCGGCUGGACAUUCCCCCCUCCCCCCCCCCACAUCCAAACCUGCUCCUCUCCAGAAUUGUCAUGUUCUGCUACUCCACCUGGCACCUAUGCUGUAGCGCCAAGUGAGUUCGCUUUGCUUUCCCCUAGUCUGCGGCUUGUUUGGUAUUUCUGGGUUGUUCACGUUUAUUGUAGUUGCUCACGUUGCCACCAGUUUCCCCAAAGGUUCACGGCAACACAUUCAGACUCCACCAGAGUUGAAAGGAGGUACUUUGAACUCCUGAGCAGUAGAAUGUUCAGUGACUUUCCUACAGUUAUGACAUCUGAGAAUGAUGCAUUCUUUAGCAUGAAGAUGUCCUAAGAAAUGUUUUGCAACACUCAGAGACAGUUAGAUUUUCUAAGACAAACAUUAGAUGUAGAUGAUCUGGACAAUUUUUAAGCAUUUCUAAAAUAGUAAGUCUGCAAAGCUUUGUAGAUUGCCGGCAUUCCGGCUAUGAACAUGGUUGGAAGUUCUGAAUUUGCCGAAAUAGGGAAUUCUCAGUUCCUCUAGACCGCUCUGCCUGCAGCAUAGUUUGUCUCUAAUCGUUAUCGGGGGAUAUAUAUCAAAUUAUAUCUUAUUUGAUUAGAAAAAGAAGACAUAUCUACUGUUUUAAUCAGUAUACCUCAACAGCUCUCGUCCACGGCACAAUGGAGCACCGAGGGAAAAUACAACCCCCCCCCCCAAAAAGCUAUUUUCCCAGCUGACAACAGUAACGGUGUUGUCUGGGGGUGAGGGCACUACAGCAAGAGGCAUCUUCAAGGCUUGGCUGUCAUGGUCCUCGUUACCAUGGCUACCAUGUGGCAUGUUCAAGUAGUGAGACGGUAGAAACCCGAAAAAGGAAGGGAGCCUCUGAUCUUGUCAUCUCCACCCACCGUGAACUCUUCUCUACUUUCUGCUCAUAUAUGUCACAUAUAUGUAAAUAUAUGUAGGUAUAUAUGUAUAUUUAUUCACCCAUUCAUUCAUUCAUUCUUUGAGUAACUUUUGGCCUGUUUCUCCCAGUUGACACACAAUGUUUAUUUUUACCCAAAAAUGUAGAAAUGUAGCAGAGACAUUGUGGGAAUGUUGUGUGUCAACUCUGGGAUUGUCUCUUCCUCUCUUAACAAAGUAAUUGCAUGUCUGUGGUCAGGUGAACCUGUAGUCCUGUCUUUCGGUUAAGUGGAAAAUACUUUUUUUAAAGUCUGCAUUCAUGGCAAUUCCAGUUGAUAUUUCAUUCUGGGUCUUACUGCUAUCUCCACACCACUUCUCAUUCAAACAAGAAAAAAAAUAAAGAAAAAUGGUAUGCAUUAAAAUUCUAUGUACUUGUAUAAAUGGUGCAACAGUAAUAAAAUGUAAGAAAUUGAUUGAAAUUGCAGGCCUCUAGCAAGACCAUAUUUAUUCAUUCUAAAUAUGGAAUAACCAAUAAAAGAAAUAUAAUAUGUAUGGGUGAAAACACACAGUACAUUAUUUAGCUAAGUGCAUACAUAACAUAACUUCAAAUGUAUCAAUUAGCCUUACAAAUUAAAUUCCGAUUUACAACGCAUAACAUUUUUUAAUAUGUCAUGGUGGAGGCCACACAGCUCCAGACUUGGGAUAGCACUUACUAACAAAUGGAAUGAAGUCAUUGUACAAAAUAUAAAACAAUAUGUUAGAACGCAUAUGAAAAUGUAAGUUGCUUUGGAUUAAAGUGUGCUUAAUGGCAGAUAUCACUGUUAUAUUACUGUGGCAUUUCUACAAGUCAAUUCUGUUCUUGAAAAGUGAUUUGGGUUAAACAUUUCUUAAUCUGAGUGUCUGGCAUAACAUUUACUUAGGGCAGAGAGUGUGGUGUGGGCUGGGGUAAUCCUUUCACAAUACAUUAUUCAACUUAUAUAAGCCCCCGGCACAUUUUCAAUACUACUCACAUCAACUCUACAGCCUUUUGUCCCUGCGGUGCCACCACACAUUUGUACACACUAAGGACAACUCGAGCAAGUGUGAAAUCUGGAUUAGAUCAGUCAAUUCUGCCUGUUGGUUGUCAUUUCUUGUGAAGGAUUUGUGAUAAGAAACAUUGAACAUGUUAUAGUAUUUGUGAUCACCAAGUUUCCGUUUGAAUUCAGUCAGUGGAGGAAAUGAAUGAACUGACUGAACAUUAUUUGAUGUUUGGGCUCCAAUAAAGAUGUCAGAUUAGG